GUUCAGCAGAAGAGGUCAGAACCAGAGUCCAGCUGUGUGUCUAUGAGGAGUGACUCAUCUGUGAAUGAGGCAUUAGAUUAUAAGAGUGAAGAUACAGAGACUGAGCCUAGGCAUGAAGUCCUCAACACAUUUAGAUCAAAUCUGAUGAAAAAGUUUGGCCGUCUGUCUCAGGGAACAGCGACACAGGGAAACCCAACACUCCUGAAUGAGAUCUACACAGAGCUUUACAUCACAGAGAGUGAGAGUGGAGAGAUCAGUAAUGAGCAUGAGGUGAGACAGAUUGAGACACAAUCCAAGAGAACAGCAACAGAGGACACAGUCAUCAAAUGCAAUGACAUCUUUAGACCUUUACCUGGACAAGACAAAGCCAUCAGAACUGUGCUGACAAAGGGAGUCGCUGGUAUUGGAAAAACAGUCUCUGUGCAGAAGUUCAUCCUGGACUGGGCUGAAGGGAAAGAGAAUCAGGACGUCCAGCUCAUAUUUCCACUUCCUUUCAGAGAAAUCAACUUGAUGAAGGACAAAACACUCAGUCUUUCAGAUCUUCUUCAUGUCUUUUUCCCUGAAACUGAAAUAUCCAGUGAUAAAUAUAAAGUGUUGUUCAUCUUUGAUGGUCUGGAUGAGUGUCGUCUGUCUCUGGAUUUUGAGAGUGAUGUGAGGUUGUAUGAUGUGAGUGAAUCAGCCUCAGUGGACGUGCUGCUGAUGAACCUCAUUGUGGGGAAUCUGCUUCCCUCUGCUCUCAUCUGGAUCACCUCCAGACCAGCAGCAGCUGAUCUCGUCCCCUCUGAGUGUGUCCAUCGAGUGACAGAGGUACGAGGCUUCGAUGAGCCACAGAAAGAGGAAUAUUUCAGGAAGAGAAUUAGUGAUCAGAGUCUGGCCGACAGGAUCAUCUCACACCUGAAGUCAUCAAGGAGCCUCUACAUCAUGUGCCACAUCCCAGUGUUCUGCUGGAUCUCAGCCGCUGUUCUAGAGAAGAUGUUGAGUCGAGCAGAGACUGGAGAGAUUCCCAAGACUCUCACUCAAAUGUACAUACACUUCCUGAUCCUUCAGACCAACAUCAAACAUGAGAAGGACUAUGAAAAGAAAGUAACAAAUGAAGACAUGAUCCUCAAACUGGGGAAAGUGGCUUUUCAGCAGCUUGUUAAAGGCAAUGUGAUCUUCUGUGAGGAAGACCUGAGAGAGUGUGGCAUUGAUGUGACAGAAGCAUCAGUGUACUCAGGAUUGUGCACUCAGAUCUUCAGAGAGGAGUUUGGCUUGUAUCAGGGGAAAGUCUUCUGCUUUGUUCAUCUGAGCAUUCAGGAACAUCUAGCAGCUCUAUAUGUGCACCUCUCCUGGACAAACAACAACAGAAAUGUGUUUGACCAGAGUUUGUGGUCUAAAGUGAAGGACUGGUUUCAACUCAGUUCAUCAAAACAUGUUUCAUUAUCUGAGCUGCAUCAGAGAGCUGUGGAUGAGGCUCUACAGAGUAAAAAUGGACAUCUGGAUCUUUUCCUGCGGUUCCUUCUGGGUUUGUCAGUGGAGUCUCAUCAGAUUCUCCUAAAACGAAUAAUGACGCUGAAAAGAAGCAGCUCUGACAGCAAUGAGAAAGCAGUUAAGUACAUCAAGAAGAAGAUCAGGACCAUUGACUCUCCAGAGAAAUCCAUCAAUCUGUUUCACUGUCUGAAUGAACUGGGUGAUCGUUCACUAGUGGAGGAAAUACAACAGUAUCUGAAAUAUGGAAGAAUAAAGAAAAACAAACUCUCUUCAUCUCAGUGGUCAGCUGUAGUUUUUGUGUUGUUGACAUCAGAAGAGGAACUGAAUGAGUUUUGUCUUGAUAAAUUUGUUAAAGGAAUGAAAAAGGUUGAAAAUAUGAAAGUUCUUCAGAAGCUGCUGCCUGUGAUUAAAGAAUCAAAAUCAGUUCAGUUGAGUGAUUGUGGCGUCACAGAUGAAGGUUGUGCUGUUCUGGCUUCAACUCUGAGAUCAAACCCCUCACACCUGAGAGAACUGGAUCUGACUGGGAAUAAGAUAGGAAAUUCAGUGAAUCUGCUCUCUGAUUUACUACAAAAUCCUCACUGUAAACUGGAGAUACUGGGGUUGAGGGAUUGUGGCAUCACAGAUGAAGGUUGUGCUGCUCUGACUUCAGCUCUGAGAUCAAACCCCUCACACCUGAGAGAACUGGAUCUGUCUGUGAAUAAACUAGGUGAUUUGGGUGUGAAGUGUCUCUGUGCUGGACUGGAGGAUCCUCAGUGUAAACUGGAGAUACUGCGGUUGAUCAAUUGUGGUGUCACAGAUGAAGGUUGUGCUGCUCUGGCUUCAGCUCUGAGAUCAAACCCCUCACACCUGAGACAACUGAAUCUGAUUGGGAAUAAACUAGGAGAAUCAGGAGUGAAGUUACUGGAAGAUGAUCCACAUUUUAAACUGGAGAGAUUAUACUAUUUCUAGGACUCUCAGUAUUUAGACACCCGUCCAGUUUCCUCAGGAUCAGCUGAUGGUGAAUACAGAGACGUCACAGUCACACAAUCAACAGAGACUGAACACACAGCAUCACACUGUCAUGUGUGUCAUCUUUCACUGUCUUGUUUUAUAGGUAAUUGCCCAUGAAUUUGAGUGCAGAAUCAUUUUGGAUUCACUAGAUAUUGUCUACAAUGUAGAUCAAGGGUGUCAAACAUAUAGCCCAUGGGUGAUUUGAACAAUAAAGUUAAAUAAUAAUUAACACAAAAUAAGUGUAUUUGUGUUACGAAUUGCUUCAAGACUUGGGUUAAAGAUCCAAAUGCAGCUUUAAUAAGGGUAAUCCACAAUCGUAAUCCAAAUGCCAGGCAAAUAAUCCAAACAACCAAGUCCAAAACACAUAGGCAUACACAUACAUAAUCAGAGUUAGUAGGGGAAAUGGCAGGUGUGAAAAUUUGCUAAUAUAUUUAAUUUUGAAUAUAAAGUGGAACAAAUGUUUGGUUACUGGUACAGCAUAUAUGUAACUCAUUUUUUCUCAAUGUUUAAAACAAUAAAAAAAAUAUCUAAACGAAACAAAUGAACAAAUUGCUAAUGAUGCUAUGCCUUGGGACAUCUCGUGUAUAUGUAUGUAUGUAUAUAUGUGUGUGUGUGUAUAUGUAUAUAUAUAUGCAAACAAGCAAACAAGUGAUGCUGAUUGAUCAAACUAAAAGCCUCCCAUUCUAGUCAAUAUGGACAUGGUGUAAAUAAGAGAUUUAUUGUGCAAUACGGACCGCCUUAAUUAUAAAGGGAGAAUAAAAUUAAUUUAGCAAUAUAAUCUUUGUUAACUUUGAAUGUAAACUUUUUU
Molecule: messenger RNA, 3268 nt
Organism: Labeo rohita (rohu)
Lineage: Eukaryota; Metazoa; Chordata; Actinopteri; Cypriniformes; Cyprinidae
Product: NACHT, LRR and PYD domains-containing protein 3-like
Exons: 6
Molecular function (GO): protein binding
Source: RefSeq, a predicted model, not a curated record